Messenger RNA from Colletotrichum karsti, 1623 nucleotides. Its product is annotated as Tim44-like domain-containing protein. The record is from RefSeq and is a predicted model, not a curated record. Lineage: Eukaryota; Fungi; Ascomycota; Sordariomycetes; Glomerellales; Glomerellaceae. Gene Ontology annotation, molecular function: protein-folding chaperone binding. The transcript is spliced from 2 exons. Bases 1 to 1623 code for a protein of 540 amino acids. Gene Ontology annotation, cellular component: mitochondrial inner membrane. Gene Ontology annotation, biological process: protein import into mitochondrial matrix.
AUGAACUCCCUCGUACAGUCGGCGAGGAGAAAUCCUCAGAGCGCUUCUCUUCUCAGAGCUUCCGCGCGGGCGGUUCAGAGCCACGGCAGGACACCCGCGCAUUCCCGGUUACUCUCGACAGAGCUCAGUGGCAAUGCCGCCCUGGCCUUUUCACGACAACAAUCCACCUUCCGACCUACACCCCUCCGAUCACAGUUCCUCCCCGAAGAUGUGCGAUUCAUCACAAGCUCGAUGCAGGCGCGCUCGUUCCACUUGACAGCACGACAGCUUCAGCAACAGCAGACCGAGAAGCCCAAGGCCCCCGAAGAAAGCGCAAAGCCUACCGAGGAGGCCAAGCCCAAGGAGGCCGAGUCGGAGGCCAAGGAGGAGUCUUCCGAGAAGAAGCAAGAGGAGGGCGAGAAGACCGAGGGAGAGCAGGAAGGCGAGAAGAAGAAGGAAAAGAAGGAGGACCUCCCUCCGCCACCGCCCCACGGCGAUAAGACACCAUGGCAGGUUUUCACGGAGACCAUGCAGGCCGAGUUCAGCAAGUCCAAGGAAUGGAACGAGUCGACCAAGGCCUUGUCUGGUGAGAUCCAGGACUUCACCGAGAGCGAGCGCGUGAGAAAAGCCCGCGAGGCUUACGAGAAGUCUACCGGAGCUCUGUCGUCUGCUGCCACCACUGCGGUCAAGUCUACCGCCGGAGCCAUCGGCAAGGGUGCUGCGUGGACAUGGGAUACCAGCGCUAUGAAGGGAGUCCGCAAAGUCGCCAACGUUACGGGAGAGGCGCUUGACAAGGCGACCAAGCCUAUCCGUGACACUGAGGCGUACAAGAACGUCAAGGAUGUCAUUGAUGACGGCAGCAGCUCGCGCUACGGCGGCUGGGUUGAGAAGGAGGAGCGUAGGAAGAAGCGCGAGGCCGAGCAGUCCAAGAACGGCGGCCAGCCCGAGGUCUUUGAAGAAGACCCCAACGCUGGCACCAACGUUACCCUCCACAAGGACGCCGCCUGGAAGGAAGCCUGGAGGGAUUUCAAGGACUCCAACAAGUUCGCCCAAGGUUUCUUCAACGCCGGCAAGGUCUACCGCGAGUCCGAGAACCCCCUCAUCGAGACGGCGCGACUUGUCACGGACAAGAUCGGCGGCUUCUUCGCCGAGAACGAGACGGCGCAGGUCAUCAAGAGGUUCCGCUCCAUGGACCCCAACUUCCAGACCGAGCCCUUCCUGAAGGAGCUCCGCGAGUACAUCCUGCCCGAGGUCCUCGACGCCUACGUCAAGGGCGACGUCCCGACCCUCAAGCUCUGGCUCUCCGAGGCCCAGUACUCCGUCUACGAGGCCCUCACCAAGCAGUACCUCCAGGCCGGCCUCAAGUCGGACGGCAAGAUCCUCGACAUCCGCCACGUCGACAUCGUGCGCGCGCGCAUGCUCGACCCCGGCGAAAUCCCCGUCUUCGUCAUCACCUGCAGGACGCAGGAGGUGCACGUCUACCGCAACGCCAAGAGCGGCGAGCUCGCGGCCGGCAUGGAGGAUAAGGUCCAGCUUGUCACGUACGCUAUCGGCAUCACCCGCGUGCCGGACGACGUCAGCAACCCCGAGACGAGGGGAUGGCGUCUCAUCGAGAUGCAGAAGAGCGGAAAGGACUACUACUAA